Messenger RNA from Vicia faba (fava bean), 897 nucleotides. Lineage: Eukaryota; Viridiplantae; Streptophyta; Magnoliopsida; Fabales; Fabaceae. The record is from the annotation of a GenBank genome assembly.
AUGGCAGAAAAUCCUCCCGAAACGGUGUCGUUUACUUCACAACCUUCUCCUUCUCACCCUUCUUCUUCCUCUUCGCUGAAAUCGCCACAAGAUCCAUCUCAGCUUCAGGCCCCGGAGCUUUCCAAUUUUCCGCAAUUUCCGGGUGGAUACUAUCAAAUGUUUCCUGGUAUGCAUCCUGCAUUGAUUCCAGGGUUGACUCAGCCACAAAUUGAGGAACAUGGGAACCGUGGAGCUGGCAUAUAUGCUGUUCCUGUUAAUCCUUUUGAUAGACAUGUUACUGGACUUCCAUACACCACUCUGAUUCCGUUGACAUAUCGUACACCCACGCCUAGUACGGAAGGUGCUGCAGGUGACAAUCAGGGGCAAGCAGCACAGCAUCCUCAGCAGCAACAGGCUGCACCUCAGAGACAAGUUGUUGUUAGGCGAUUUCAAAUUGCAUUUCAAAUUGAUUUGCUACUGAUGUUGAAACUGGCAGCUGUGAUCUUUUUGUUCAACCAAGAUGGAUCAAGGCAGAGGCUUUUUGUUCUUGUUUUAUUUGCUGUUCUUGUAUAUUUAUACCAAACUGGAGCUCUGACACCAAUUAUAAGAUGGCUUUCACAAAAUAUGCAAAGAGCUGCAGCACCGCCUCGUCCACCAAGACCUGCAGCCAGGGCUGAAAAUGUACCUCCUGCAAGGUUGGAGGGUGACAAUGCUGCUCCAGCAGAGGGUCAACCUGAAGCUGCUGUUGGGAACCAACCCGCUAACGAAGCUGACCGUGCAAUUGAGAAUGAGAACGGUGCAGAAGCUGACAGAGGCAAUGGUGGCAACCAGUGGUGGGGAAUUGUAAAGGAGAUCAAGAUGAUUGUUUUUGGAUUUAUCACUUCCCUGCUCCCUGGGUUCCACAAUCAUAUGGACUGA